This is a messenger RNA of Pangasianodon hypophthalmus (striped catfish), 2361 nucleotides long. RefSeq lists its product as uncharacterized. Bases 376 to 1578 code for a protein of 400 amino acids. Gene Ontology annotation, biological process: T cell costimulation; cellular response to lipopolysaccharide; cell surface receptor signaling pathway. NCBI's taxonomy places the organism in Eukaryota, Metazoa, Chordata, Actinopteri, Siluriformes, Pangasiidae. The record is from RefSeq and is a predicted model, not a curated record. The transcript is spliced from 8 exons. Gene Ontology annotation, cellular component: external side of plasma membrane.
UUAUUAUUAUUAUUUUUAUUAUUAUUAUUAUUAUUAUUAUUAUUAAGUGCAGGUUUAUGUGGAUUCUCCGAGCAGUUGAACGUCACGCCGGUGUUGCAGCGUCUCUCAGGCCCAGAUUUUAAUUUAAAGCUGUAAGGUGUUUACAUCGUGACAUUUUGUUCAGCCUUCUGUGGUUUGAUCUCAGUGGUCUCUGUGCAUGCAGUAUGAUGUUGGUAUGUAUAAAGGGAUAUGUGUGUGUGUGAGUGUGUGUGAGUGUGUGCGAGUGUGUGUGAGUGUCUCAUCACGCAGAACUCCUCUUUACACUCGCGUGCUAACAGGAAAUAAGAAACUGAAGUUCCUGUAACUGCUGAAUGAUUCACAGAUGUCUAUUUCACAAUGAUUCUACCUGCUUUACUUUUCUUGUGUUUCUUUGCUGGAAAACCUGCCGAGUUAAAAGUAAAUGUACUUGCAGUGGCAGAAGGAAGCGACGUGUCUUUAAGCUGCUCCUCGGCCACUGGCGAGUCUCACUGGCUCAGACAUAAACCCAACACCAGUCUGAAAUUAAACACCACAGAAUUUCUCCUGAUAAAAAACUUUCAGAAGCAGGACGAGGGAUAUUACGACUGUAACAUUGGAACACAUCAACACAUGUUCAAGUUAGAAUUAAAGCAUGGAUCCACAAAGGAACAGUUAAUUUUUUUCCGAGCCUCUGAGGGAGAUUCAGUUUUUUUCUUCUGUAAAGCUCUGAGCGCUGCAUCGUUAAAGGCUCAAUGGUCCUGGACAUCUCACACAUCAUCUCAUUCCAUCGGACUAAACCAGAAUUCUCAUCACUUUAAUAAUCGGCUACGGUUCAGAGAAAAUGAAAAUGAUUUUUCUUUAGAAAUCUCCCCUGUACAGUGGAACGACUCGGGGAAAUUCAGCUGCAACAUAAAUUCAGCUUCUAAAGACCAAGCGAGCGUGUUUGAGCUAGUGCUGGUGAAAGUAUCUGCAGAUCCUCCGGGGAUAAUGUUCGGCCACAGCGUCCGCUUAAAGUGUGAGCUUUCUUCUCAGAAUAAAGAUUUCCGCGUGUUGUGGAUGAACACAGAAACACGAGAGACGUUCUCAAACCCGCUCGAGCUGAAAGAUGUUGCGCUGAGUCAGCAGAGCUGGACCUGUUGCGUGUUUAACAGCUCCGUGCUGAGAGCCGUGUUUCCUCUCACGCUCAACAUCACACACGCCUUUACUACAACACCUCCAUCACCCACACCUCCAUCACCCACACCUCCAUCACCCACACACACCGAGCCAGAGACUCCAACAGCACACACUACAGCUGCAGCAGACAACUACACAUCCAACCCUGAUGCAGAACACGGCCAGUCUCACACCAUCACCACCACCAUCAUCAUCAUCGGAGUCUUCAUCAUCUUCAUCCUCGUAGUCGUGUUCAUUGCUGCGUUCAGCACAAAGACACCUGAGAAGAGGACAGAGAGUGUAACCUACGCUGAAGUGAAGUUCAGGAAAAAAUCAGACGCUUCCACCGAACACCAGCUGAAUUCUACUGACGUUCCAGCUGAAGAAGAAUCUGAAGUUUUGUACGCGACAGUUCGUUUGUCUUAGUUUAAAAAUGAAAGUUUCUCUGAAGGGCUUUUUAAUAAUCAGAUACAACAUGAGAUAGAAGAGUUCCAGUUUUAUAAAUUCCUGACAUUAAACUGUGGAUUUUUCUGAAAUUAUUAUAAAUACCAUGUAAAUAACUGCAUGUGUUUGUUCUUUACAAAUUAAACCCAGUUCUCGGAUCCUGAACGCAAUCUGAAGUACAAUUUGAUUUUUAUCUUAUUUUUACUGAGAAGUGGGGAACAUCUAGCUGCAGUUUGUCGUUUAUUCAGCGUUGUGGUUUCAGAAUCUUUCUCUCUCUGCGGUUGAGAACAAAGCCACAGUUUCUUCCCUCACACUGAGGAACGCACACAUUUAGAGCAGGAGUGUGAAAUGACUCAUGAAACAAUAUUAAUCAUCUGAUUAAAAACAUCAAAGGACUACAGAAGGGACUAAAAGAUGCUGUGGCAACGAGAACGAAGCUGUCAAGACGAACACACACACACACACACACACACAUACACACACACACACCUUUAUCCUGAAAUCUGUUUUUCUUCCUAAAUUAUUAAUCAGCCUUUUUCAGCUGACUAUAAAAACUGUGAUGAUUUUGUUUUUAAUUCACACAGCAGAAAAUUAAACCAACAGAACAGAGUGCAGAUGACACACCUUUCAUUAAGAGUGAAUAAAGAAUUAUUUAGAGAAAUAACAGAGGCAUAAAGAGCACACAGGCGUUAGAGCAGGUGGUGUGUGUGCUGGUUUAUUCUGCCGCGUGUGUGCAUCUGAACACAGACUCAGCAAAGAAAAAAA